This is a messenger RNA of Polistes dominula (European paper wasp), 468 nucleotides long. It is a transcript of the gene CytC, whose product is annotated as mitochondrial cytochrome C. The record is from RefSeq and is a predicted model, not a curated record. Gene Ontology annotation, molecular function: electron transfer activity; heme binding. Lineage: Eukaryota; Metazoa; Arthropoda; Insecta; Hymenoptera; Vespidae.
AGCUGGCGUCUAUUAUUGUUGGAUAUUCAUCGAUCGAAUCAUCUAUACACGGUCAGCGAACGGUUGGUUCUCGUCCUUGCCAGCACCGAAAAAGGUUGAGUGUACGAAAGAAGUAAGUAAAUAAAAAGAAGAAAUAUGGGUGUACCUGCAGGUGAUCCAGAAAAGGGAAAGAAGAUCUUCGUACAGAAAUGCUCACAAUGCCAUACGAUAGAAGCUGGUGGCAAACAUAAAGUAGGACCAAAUUUACAUGGUCUGAUCGGUAGGAAAACUGGCCAGUCACCCGGUUAUUCGUAUACGGAUGCUAACAAAGCUAAAGGUAUUACAUGGAACAAGGAUACUCUGUUCGAAUAUUUGGAAAAUCCAAAGAAAUACAUUCCCGGCACGAAGAUGGUGUUCGCCGGUUUGAAGAAACCACAAGAACGUGGUGAUUUAAUCGCUUAUAUCGAACAAGCGUCUAAAUAAAAAACU